GUCAUCGCAGACAGCAUAGCUGAAUAUAACCAUGCAGUAUAUGAUAACAUAUCUUAUAGUUAUGGUUGCACUAACGGCACAAGCAAAGAAAUGUGAAAAUCACGGAGAUUGUAACUCUAAUUGGUACUGUGAAAAUGAAAAGAGUGGAAAUGGAACAUGUGUAAAGAUGAUUAAACCACCAGGGGCUUGUAACAGAAGCGUGGCGUGUCUAGGAGGAUCUCAUUGUGAAAAUGGCACGUGUAGCGAGAGGUGUCGUUCUGAUCCUGACUGUUUGGUGUACAGAAAGGGUAGACAUAAAUAUUGUACAUCAGGUGGACUAGUGACCCUUGUGAAAGGCUACUGCGAACUACAGAAGAAUGAUGAGGAAGUCUGCUCUCGCCAUCAAGAAUGCAAAAAGAAAAGAUUCUGCAAAAAUGGAACUUGUAAAAAGGCGGAAGAAGUUGCUGCAUGUACUAUUAAGUGCGUAGGCCCACAUCUUAACCCACAGAAAAUUAAAAUCGGUGACCUCGUCAAUGUUACAUAUUCUUGCACCUUUGGUAGACAAGGCCCAUCUGGACCAAUGCCAAUCGUGGCACAGUUGCUCUCAAACAGAAAGAUCAAAGCGGGAUCAGCAAACGGCACCUCACCAUUGACGAUCAGUGGAGAAUACAGUGAAAUAGCACGUGGAGGAGUGUUCACGCAUGAAAUACGCGGGGAAAUGAAAAAAUGCAUUAAUAAUAGGAAGUUCUGCAAAGCGGGUGAAAGAUGCAUUCUCCGAACAUAAAAUUGUCAUCUUCUGAAUAUAGAUUUCAUAACACCUGAAAUAUAAAAUGAUAAUUAUGACC
This is a messenger RNA of Owenia fusiformis, 824 nucleotides long. NCBI's taxonomy places the organism in Eukaryota, Metazoa, Annelida, Polychaeta, Sabellida, Oweniidae. The record is from the annotation of a GenBank genome assembly.